This is a messenger RNA of Thlaspi arvense, 627 nucleotides long. Lineage: Eukaryota; Viridiplantae; Streptophyta; Magnoliopsida; Brassicales; Brassicaceae. The record is from the annotation of a GenBank genome assembly.
AUGAGUUCAUCAAAAGAAGAGUAUGAGGAUCAGAAAAGUCAGACAGACCAAGAUGAGCAAGAGAGUCAAGAAAUUGAUAUGAGGGUGAUGUCCAUGCGGCUACAACUAAGGAUGUGGAGGUUGCAGUCAAAGCUAGCAUUUUUAAGGAAUAAAGGAAAAGAUUGCGCCAAAGCACCAGGAGCUCUUGGUGCAAAGUAUUUGCGUGUUAUUGCUGCUAAGGUAACAGAGAGGAAGAUGCAUCUGACCAAGCUCGAGGCGAUUGAUUGUGGAUUAGAUGCUAAACAGAAAGCACCAGUCUCGCUUUUCAUGGAGAGUUUUAAGAUUUAUGUUCUGAAGCAAGCUAUUGGUGUUGUGGGACUGAUUACACCAUGGAAUUACCUGCUUUUGAUGUCUGUUUGGAAGGUGGCUCCUUCACUUACUGCAGGCACUUGUUUGAGGCUUGCUGAUAUUUGUCGAGAAGUUGGUCUUCCUCCUGGUGUCCUCAACGUUCUGACUAGAUUAGGUUUAGAAGCUGGGGCUCCUUUGGCAUCACAUCCCAAUGUGGAUAAGGCAGAUUGCGUUUACUGGAAACUUUGCCACAGGAAGCAAGGUCAUGACAACUACUGCUCAGUUGGUGAGGGUAAUUAA